Messenger RNA from Heterotrigona itama, 933 nucleotides. NCBI's taxonomy places the organism in Eukaryota, Metazoa, Arthropoda, Insecta, Hymenoptera, Apidae. The record is from the annotation of a GenBank genome assembly.
AUGUAUCGUUGUUACUUAAAGCUGCUUCAGCAAAAAGGAUCGUAUUAUAUAUCGUGGAAUAUCUUAUUCCUUUGGGGAUUUGGAUUAUGGAUAGCUCUAUGCACAAGUAAUGUAUAUCAUUCAAUCGUUUCAAAGCAGCAAGAUUCAGAUUUCGAAGUUUUGCAUAAUAUUUCGACAGAAACGGAGACUAUAAAGGAAAUGUUAUACAUUACGAAAACAAACCACACUUUUUGUAACGUGAUAAUAAUGUUAAAAACUGUGCUGCAAUAUAUUUAUGCCUUUGUAUCUAUAUCUUUUGUGAUAUUUUUCGCAUGUUCGCACGGAUCCUUUAUGAAAGUGAUAAAAAUAUGCAAUAACACGAUAUGCAACUUUUAUUUCACAACUUUCGUAAAAAGUAAGAAAAAUAUUUAUAAUAAAGAUGACUCGAAUGAAAAGAACUCUGCCGUGUUAAAAUUAAUACCAAAUUCUACGACUAGUACAAAAUAUGUACAAACAGAAUUCAGUUGCGAUGAUGAAGAUAAAUGGACUUUGAUAAGGAACAGAAAUAAAAAUAUAUUGGAUACAGAUAUGAAUAUUAUUCAAAGUGAAAUUAUUUUUACUAGUCGUACAUUGUUAUUUUUCAAUAACUGUGAACUUUAUCGAUACUUCAACGAUCAUCGAUUAAAAAAUCAUCUGUUGACGAAAUAUUUCGCACGCCAAGAUUCCGUGUAUGUAGAAAACAAUUUGAAAACUUCGAAUGAGUAUGAAAAGAAUGAUAGAAUUCUACCAAAAAAAUUCAUAAAAAGAGGUAUCGUUAGUUCUUCUCCGGAAUUUAAAAAAUUCCUAGCAAAUCUUAAAAAAUCUGAACUUUUUUAUCCAUGCAUGUUAGAAGUGUCGGCGAGUUAUGUGAUUCGUAUAAAAUCAACUUGCAAAUCAUCACGAUUAAACGACUAA